This is a messenger RNA of Nestor notabilis (Kea), 1687 nucleotides long. RefSeq names its product ARP8 actin-related protein 8 homolog (yeast) (gene ACTR8). The transcript is spliced from 11 exons. Gene Ontology annotation, cellular component: Ino80 complex. The record is from RefSeq and is a predicted model, not a curated record. Lineage: Eukaryota; Metazoa; Chordata; Aves; Psittaciformes; Psittacidae. Gene Ontology annotation, biological process: double-strand break repair; regulation of DNA-templated transcription. The annotation marks the transcript as partial.
AAACCUGAAAGUACUGAGCAGAGACAAAAUGGCCUUAAAAUGGUGGACCAAGCAAUAUGGUCCAAAAAGAUGUCAAACGGCGCGAGGCGCAUACCAGUGUCACCCGAUCAGGCCAGAUCAUACAACAGACAGAUGCGGCCAGCUAUUUUAGAUCACAGUUCUGGGGCCAAGUGGACAAACACAUCAAAUCAUCCUGAAUUUUUGGUAGGAGAAGAGGCACUGUAUGUUAAUCCACUAGAUUCGUACAAUAUACAUUGGCCUAUAAGAAGAGGUCAGUUGAAUCUCCAUCCAGGACCUGGUGGCUCCCUCACUGCAAUAUUAGCAGACCUUGAAGUUAUAUGGUCACAUGCAAUACAAAAAUAUCUGGAAAUACCGCUGAAAGACCUAAAGUACUACAGGUGCAUUUUACUGAUUCCAGACAUCUAUAAUAAACAACACGUGAAAGAACUGGUAAAUAUGAUCCUAAUGAAGAUGGGCUUCUCAGGAAUUGUUGUACACCAGGAGUCGGUCUGUGCUACCUUUGGAAGUGGUUUAGGCAGUGCCUGUAUAGUAGAUGUGGGAGAUCAGAAGACAAGCGUUUGCUGCGUAGAAGAUGGUGUUUCCCAUCGCAACACCAGGCUGUGCCUUGCAUAUGGAGGAUCUGAUGUGUCAAGGUGUUUUUACUGGCUUAUGCAACGAGCAGGAUUCCCAUAUAGAGAUUGUCAGUUAACUAAUAAGUUGGAUUGCCUGCUGCUUCAGCACCUAAAGGAGACAUUUUGUCAUCUAGACCAGGAUAUUUCUGGAUUGCAAGAUCAUGAGUUCCAAAUUCGGCAUCCGGAUUCUCCAGCUUUACUGUACCAGUUCCGUUUAGGGGAUGAAAAAUUACAGGCUCCAAUGGCUCUGUUUUAUCCAGCAACUUUUGGAAUUGUUGGACAAAAAAUGACAACUUUGCAACACAGGUCACAAGGUGACCCUGAGGAUCCUCAUGAUGAACAUUAUCUGGUAGCCACACAAAGUAAGCAGGAGCAGUCUUCAAAAGCUACAGCUGAUAGAAAAUCUAUGUCAAAGCCUGGUGCAUUUGAAGGUGACUUGAGAGGCCAAGCCUCAGACAUCUCAGAGAGGGUGUACCCACAAGAAGUGGAACUAGGAUCUUCGCAGAGCGAUUGUAUGAUAUCUGGAAAUGAUUCAGAGGAACCCAUAACGGCACACAUGUCCAGGAAAACAGCUAUUUCGCAGUUUGAAGGCAAAGCCUUAGGCCUUGAUAAAGCCAUUCUUCAUAGUAUUGACUGCUGCGCAUCUGAUGAUACAAAAAAGAAGAUGUACAGUUCUAUCUUAGUAGUGGGAGGAGGCCUCAUGUUUCAUAAAGCUCAAGAGUUUCUUCAACACCGAAUUCUCAACAAAAUGCCACCCUCCUUCAGACGAGUUGUUGAAAAUGUUGAAGUCAUCACAAGACCUAAGGAUAUGGAUCCCCGCUUAAUAGCAUGGAAAGGAGGUGCUGUUUUAGCCUGUCUUGAUACAACUCAGGAGCUGUGGAUAUAUCAGCGAGAAUGGCAACGGUUUGGUGUCAGAAUGUUACGAGAACGAGCUGCAUUUGUAUGGUAAUGAGUGGAUAUGGUUACAGUGGAACCUGCCUAAUUGAAGAUUCCUUUCUCCAAAUGCCCCCUUUUUCCAGUGCAGAUGUAUUGAUCUUCUGCUGAUAGAUAUUUUU